AAAGUGGGCUUAAAGGAAGUGAGAGGUGCUGUGCUUGUGUAAUAACCGCACUGGCUAUUAAGACUGGAAUAGAACGAAAGGGGAAGCAAAUAAAAUAUCGAUCUCAUCAUACAAGUAUCGAUCAAUACCAAUACUUAUCGAUACUGUUUAUAUUUUAGAUUGUAUAGUCUCUUACUUAAAGCGUGUGCUGCAGAUUAACGUGAGACUGGGCUCUGCUGACUGGGCAUCAUGGCAGAAAGGAAAAGAAGUGCUGUUUGGAGCUAUUUUACAGCACUGGACAAAUACAUUGCAAUUUGUGGUGUUUGUGAAAAACGAAUUCGAUACUGUGGCAACACUACAAAUUUAUACAAACAUAUUAAAAUGCACACGGAAGUGAACAUGGAGCUGCAAACCAAAAGGAGAGAGGAGGAAAUGAAGAAGGAGCGAGAUCACCAAAGCGGGCCCGGCCCCUCGGUACUGACUGAGGGAUCACUGGAAGAGGUUCUUCACCAUGGUCACCAACAUUCAGGAGGGUCCACAAACAAUCUUCACAGACACCUGAGAGCUGUGCACCCAGAUGUUCAGUUGGCGGUAAAAAGGAAGUUGAGCGAGUCUACUCCUGCCCCCGACUUAGCUCCGAUUGAUGGCGAUCCUGAUCCUACUGCCACAACUACACUGUCUGCUCCUUGUGCACCAGGUACACCCUUCAGGGUUUCACCCAAGAAAAGAAAAAUCACCAUCAUGGACCAAGUUUCUGCUCUAGUGUCAGAGACGGUCGCCCAGCUCGGUGAAAUGGACGCAGCCAUGCAGGCACAGGAAGACGCACGACUGCAGCUGUUAAUGGAGCAUGAGAGGGAAAUGCAGAACAAUCUAAUAUGUCAGCUGACGACCAUGCAUGACAACAUCAUUAAACAAAACCAUGAGAGACACCUUGAGCUGGUGGACAGGUUACUGUCUAGAUUUCCUUCAUCGUCUUCAGACAGCUGAAGGACUGUUCCUGCAAGGGACUGUCCUGUGUCUGACAUGCCUGUCCAUUUUCCUCUUUAUUUUUACUCCAUUUUUAAUUAGUUCUAGAGACCAUUCAUCCUUACAGCCUGAUUCUAUUUUCUCUACACUGUCACAAAUGUACGUGAAAACCGGCCUUGACUCACAAAGCAGGCACUAGUUCUGCUUCACUACUUUUGCUUUUGAUACAGAACUGGUGUUUCAUUCAUGCUCUUCUCCUCUUAUGAUGGGUUACUUUUAUAUUUUUGGCUUUUUUCUAAUAACAUUUGGUUAACCUUAGCUAAUUAAUCUCUGGGUUAAUCCCUUUGUAAGCUAAAUGAUAGAGCGUUUUUUGUUUGGUUUGGGUUUGUUUGUUUUUUUUUAAUUUGAAGUUUUUCAAACAGAUUUUCAAAUUUUUAUUUAUCUAACUUUUGUCUGUUUCCUGACCUACUUUUGAAUAUGUCUGCUAAGUUAAGGCUGUGUCCAACCCUAAGCACAUGACCUUAUCACCUGAAGCUGCAAUAACCCCCUUCAUAUAAUCACUUGAUGAAAAGAUGAUUAAACCACGUCAUAACGCAGUGGUGUCAGUGGUGCAAAAUGGAGUAUU
Molecule: messenger RNA, 1570 nt
Organism: Cynoglossus semilaevis (tongue sole)
Lineage: Eukaryota; Metazoa; Chordata; Actinopteri; Pleuronectiformes; Cynoglossidae
Exons: 3
Coding region: 229-966 (245 amino acids)
Molecular function (GO): DNA binding
Source: RefSeq, a predicted model, not a curated record